This is a messenger RNA of Beta vulgaris subsp. vulgaris (sugar beet), 468 nucleotides long. RefSeq lists its product as uncharacterized. The record is from RefSeq and is a predicted model, not a curated record. The coding region runs from base 1 to 468 and encodes 155 amino acids. NCBI's taxonomy places the organism in Eukaryota, Viridiplantae, Streptophyta, Magnoliopsida, Caryophyllales, Amaranthaceae. The transcript has a single exon.
AUGGUGGACACAACAUUUAGUAUAAAAGCUCAAUAUAAGAAACUUCAAGGUGGUCCUAGCAGGCAGGCUCCAUGGGUUCAGCCUGUAUGGAACAUAUUUUCAACACCAAAGCAUAGAUUUAUUCUAUGGCUGGCUGUUCAGAAUAGAUUGAAAACCAAAAGUAGACUUCUGCAAUUUGGUCUGAGCAAUGAUGACAGCUGCCCAGUUUGUAUGCAGAGUACUGAAAACAUACAACACCUAUUCUUUGAAUGUGUGUUUAGUAACUGCUGUAUGAGAGAGAUUAUGGCUUGGCUUGGAUUUAAUUGGAGGAGGAAGAGCCUUUUUCAAACAUGUCGCUGGAUGAGAAGCAGGUACACUGGCAACAGAUUCAAGAGACAAGUUGGUCUAGCUGCGUGUGCAGCUGUAGUUUACAAGGUGUGGCUGAACAGAAACAAAGCUAUCUGGGACCAGAAUGUGAAUACUAUUUAA